AUGAUCUCAGUGACCUUUGAGGAUGUGGCUGUGAACUUCACCCAGGAGGAGUGGGCAUUGCUGGAUCCUUCCCAGAGGAACCUUUACAGAGAUGUGAUGCUUGAAGUCCUCAGAAACCUGGCUUUUAUAGAAAACAAAUGUUUACUUAGAAGACAUCACAGAACACAUACUGGAGAGAAACCCUAUGAAUGUAAGCAGUGUGGUAAAGCCUUUGAUAGAUCCAGUGACCUUCAAAUACAUGAAAGAACACAUACUGGGGAGAAGCCCUAUGACUGUAAGCAGUGUGGGAAAGCCUUUGCUAGAUCCACUUCCCUUCAAAUUCAUGGAAGAACGCAUACUGGAGAGAAGCCCUAUGAUUACCUUCAGAUUCAUAGAAGAAUGCAUACUUGGGAGAAGCCCUAUGAGUGUAAGUGGCGUGGCAAAGCCUUUGCUAGUUCCAGUAAUCUUCAAAGACAUGGAAGAACACAUAUUGGAGAGAAGCUCUAUGGUUGUAAACAAUGUGGUAAAGACUUUGUUACAUCUGCUCAGCUUCACUUACAUGAAGGAACCCAUAGUGCAGAGAAAUUGUACUCAUGA
Messenger RNA from Marmota flaviventris (yellow-bellied marmot), 576 nucleotides. Lineage: Eukaryota; Metazoa; Chordata; Mammalia; Rodentia; Sciuridae. The record is from RefSeq and is a predicted model, not a curated record.